UCAUAUACAACAUUUCACGUUUUCAUAUUCUAGUAAAAUUUUUCCAAGAGAUAAUUUUUGUGUUCAAUUAACCACAAUAACAACUUUUUACUAAUGCCAAUGAAUGAUGAAUUAUGGCAGGACUUUUGCAGCAUAUCAACCGAUCCACCUGAUAGACGUAGUAAAUGUGAACAAUGCAAACGACCAAUGGUGGUAUGCUGGUGUGUUUCACUGCCUAACCCUAAAAUAGAAACUAAAUCAUCUAUUGUAAUAUUACAACAUCCAGCUGAGGAAAAACGCUCACUGCGUACUGCAUUAAUGCUACAACUUGGCUUAGCACCAGGCAAAUGCACUGUCUAUAAGGGCAAACGGUUUCCUUCAGCAAAAAAUCAUGCCGAAUUAGAACCAAUAUUGAGCUCACCUAAUUCAUUACUUUUAUAUCCGAGCAAAGGUUCUGUGGCAAUUGAGACAAUCGCUUCAGCUACUGCCAAUAAAUCGCAUGCAGAAUACACGCUAGUAUUGAUAGAUGGUACUUGGCCACAGGCUAAAUCAAUUUAUGCCAGUAGUCCUGCUUUACAUAGUAUGCGUCAAGUGAAAUUAAUAGCUGUGGGCGUUAGCGAUUAUAUUAUACGUACUCAACCCACAGAAGGUUGCUUGAGCACACUAGAAACAGCUGCACAAAGUUUAGCUGUUCUCGAGGGAAGACCUGAUUUACGUGAUAUACUCGUAAAACCAUUACAUACGCUUUGCAAAUAUCAACUUGAAAAUGGUGCUGUCGAACAUCAGUCAAAGGAAUAUCGUAUACGAAAUAAACAAUAUCCUAAACAAAUUGGGAAACGUUUAAAUCGGUUGCUCAAUUAUAGCACAAUUUGCGGCAUGGACGCUGAUGAAAAUAUUAUAGAUGCUAGAGAAAGAAUAGAACAAAAUACGUGAAAUGAAAUGUUGGAGAAAUUCUGAUUCUGAUUAUGUAUUGCUUUCGUUAUUAUUAAAGAGUAAUUUGGUAUAAGCUUCAAUUUUAUAACGGAUAUUUCUUGCAAUCCAAGCGAGUUUUUAAUUUGAAAGCAUAACAGAUACGAUGGAAUAAUAAUUUUAAUUGACUAAAGUCGAAGCCACAAAUAAUUGUUAUAAUAACAUUCUAUUUUAGAAAACAGCUGUAAAUAGUCGGAAAAACUGUUAGCUGCAAUCUAUAAUGAUUUAUGAUUUAUAUAAGAAAAUGACAAUAUCGUCAGCAAUAAUCAGUAAAGAAAUACAUUUCAGUGUGGUGCUUAUCCUAGCUAAAAAUUGUAACCAUACAAAGUGACCGUUCCAGAAGCUGCCAGAUAUCUCUCCUAUAUUCACUCAUUUUUAAACAAUCAAAUUUCGCUUACCUCCUUCGAGAGAAUAACAAAAAUAAUAACAACAGUGUUUCACAACGGAUAUAAAAAAAUCUAGUAUGUUUACUCAGUACUAAUGAACUAAUAUCUUACAUGCAUAUCUGAUUGUCUAUUUAUCCGGCAUUUAACCUCAUUUAAGGAAUAACAUAUAAGGAUGCUGCUUUGAACAAAUUCUGAAAUGAUAACAUCACGACUGUAAAAUUGUAAAAAUAAAUAAUAAUAUUUCUUUUCAUCAGGACUCAUAGAAACCAUUUCAAUUAAAAGUGAUUUUUAUACAGAAAAGAAAUAAGAUAUACCAAAAUUAAUAGAAUAAUAUAACAAAAAUCAAUAAUUCCGACUCUC
This is a messenger RNA of Teleopsis dalmanni, 1694 nucleotides long. RefSeq names its product tRNA-uridine aminocarboxypropyltransferase 2-like. The record is from RefSeq and is a predicted model, not a curated record. The transcript has 2 exons. Lineage: Eukaryota; Metazoa; Arthropoda; Insecta; Diptera; Diopsidae. The coding region runs from base 94 to 912 and encodes 272 amino acids.